Sorex araneus (European shrew) is the source of this 4565-nucleotide messenger RNA. RefSeq names its product maestro heat-like repeat-containing protein family member 1. The record is from RefSeq and is a predicted model, not a curated record. The transcript is spliced from 34 exons. NCBI's taxonomy places the organism in Eukaryota, Metazoa, Chordata, Mammalia, Eulipotyphla, Soricidae. Gene Ontology annotation, cellular component: cytoplasm. The coding region runs from base 1 to 4101 and encodes 1366 amino acids.
AUGACGGAGAGUCACAUGAAUAACAGCUUCGGCUGCCUUGUCACUGACUUUCUGACUGCAGCUGAAGUAGUGACUAAGGUAUCAGAAGGGGAUAUCUACGAAACCCUGAGGAGGAUGGCGGUCAAAAUCAAUACUGAACAAUGGCCACAUCCAGAUUGUCAGAAUGUGACCAAUAUUAUCAUCAACUUGUUGAGUCAGACGAAGCCAGAUAAAAAAAUGGAGGAUUGCUGGACCGGCAUUUUAAUUGCUGUAGGCCUUCGGUCACCGGACAUUAUUGUUGAGAAGCUAUUGGGCACAGAGCAUCAGCCGCCCAGAAGCCUCUUGCUUGCAGCCAAGGAGAUCUGUGACAAUGAUGGGCCCAAGCAGUGCAUUGACCAGCUAUGGGACUACAUCUUGCAUCUUCUGCAGAUGAGUGAUGUGGAAGAGGAUAUGCUGGCCGUCUAUGAAGUGCUCAGGGCAGUGGUGUCCUGUGUCCAGAGGCAGCUGAAUGUGAAGGCUAGUGCUGAGGAGGAAUUGGCGUUCCUCAAGAAAGCUGCCAUCAAAUCCUGUGACACUUUUCAUCUCUUACGUUACCAUUGGCCCCAGGCCCACAAACCCGAGGUUGUCCAGGAAAUUCUGCAGCUGUUUGGAAACCUUGUGUCCCUAAUGCCGGUUUAUGAAGUAAAGGACGAAACUGACUGGUUAAUAGAAAAGUUAACACAUUUGCCGAUCAACAUGACUCCGUACAUCCAAGAGUGUGUACUCCAAGUGCUGGACGCUGUGCUCAGUAAGACGGGGGGUUUCCGCAAGGGCUCUCAGGUGGACAGCACCAUGUUCCUCCUGUUCAAGCUGCUCCAUAUAAGUGGCACAGGCUCAGAUCGGAGCCCCAUCUGGAGAUCUUUCUUGGCCCUGAUGCCCAAGACGGAUGAGGUGAAGAGUGAGGUGGUACGAUCAGUGAUUGCAUUGAUUCAGCGGGACAUCAGAUCAGUGCGCUUCCCUCUCCUGCAAUUUAUUGAGGUGCUGAACCGGCAUGACUACUUGGAGAAUCAGGAGGGGAAUAACCUCAUCUACCAUCUCAUCAGGCUAACUUUUACUGGACGUUCGGUCAAAAGGAGCUUCCGGCGGAGGUGUACAGAGGUCCUUAAAACGAUCUCACUGCCUCAGCUCAUCACCGUCGUCUGUCACCCUAAAAACGAUGCGAUUUUUGUGCCCAUGAGCAAAAUCCUGUUGGAAAAGGCUUCAAUGGCCCUUUCCCUGGGCAACAUCCCCUACCUCAGCAGCUCUCACCUCAAGCCCACUCAGUUCAUCUCCCCACAGAAACUCCUGUUUCAUCUUGUGAUAAUCGCCUCCAAAUCUUACCGAGAGAAAGGACUGGGAAUAAGUGCUCUCAAGUUACUGGGAGUAUUAUGCCCAAUGACACUGGAUCCUGACAUCCACUCCAGUGUCAUGGUGUUCUGCUCGAAGAAGAUCCCUGAACUCUUGUACAUCCUGAGAGAUAAUAAUAGGCUCAUGCUGAACAAAAAGGAAUGGGCGCAGAGGCUGCUGAAGUUUUCCAGGUUGCUGUUAAUGACCAUAAACAGUGAAGAGUGGCUGGGGCGACUCCUCCUAGUCAUCAUGGAGAAGAUCAAUUGCUCAAACACAUUCUAUUUAAAGAACAAGGCUUUCCUCUAUAAAUUCUUUGGCUCUACACUGAGGGCGUCAAGAGAAAAGCAACUGGUGAAUACGAUGGUCUUUUCCCUCCUGCAAACAUCGCACCUGGAACCAAGCAAGAGGAAGGGCAUUGCAGUGGCGCUCAGGGUCGCGUCCAGAAGCCAUCUGGAGACAAUCCUGGACCAGCUGCAAGCUUAUAGUACUGUGCUCACGGACCAGAAUUCAUCACCCAUCCUCGAUGUGACAAAGGACCAUCAACAGAGGGAAUGGGGGCUGGUGUGCGACACCAUCUAUUCCAGCUUCGGCAAGAUCAUUGAAGACAGCAGGAAGGACGUCUUGAGUCAUGUUGAUGGCAUCCUGGCUUUGGCCCUAAAGACCUACCAGGACUCCAUCAUAGUAAAGGACACCAACAUGAAGCUGGACUACCUGGACGCCCUGACCAAAAUGACAACCGCCUUAUGCAACCAGGCCUUGGACCCUGAUACUCAGUUCCCCUCUGCACAGGAACUGGAGCGCCUUAUGGUGACUGAAAUAAGUUUCGCCAAAUUGGAAAGCCUGGUCAAGCUGCUGGCCCUGCGCUGCCACGAUGAAGUGGAUAACAUCUGCGUCCUGUCCUCUCAGGCUGCCUACCACCUCUACCGCAUUCUUCUGCACCAAAAGCGAGAACUAGGAACCAGCGCCCAGAUUAGCUCAGGUAGGGGGAGCCAGAAGUACCAGCCUAUUUCUCCCCUGUUUCAGGCAUUUGCUGAGUUCUUCAGCGAGACUCAGCUCACCAACUUAGUGCUGGACGCUCUGAAGUCUGUGAUGGAGAGCGAGGCCACGGUGUCUCUCACUGUAACCCAGCUGAUGAGUGCCAUCAUGAAGGAGAGGGGCGGAGACAUGCUGCAGACUGAGGAAGUGGCGAGAGGCAUCCUGAGUCAUCUCGAUUCCACGCUGGAGCCCCGCAUCAGGGAGGAGCUGCUGCAGGCCAUGUGCUGGCUGGCAGGCCACAGCACCUCCACCGUUGUGGCCCUGCUGCUCAGCCAGCCUCUGCCCUGGGACAGAACCCAGUUUGGCAUAUGGAAGGCGUUUGGCACUGACCGGGAAACCGCAGCUCGCGUCCUCCAGAUGUUGGCGAGCAUCUUGGCCAAGAGAGACCCCAACACCGAUAGCAGGGAGAUGGACUUGCAGCACAUGGCGGUCUCCUGCGCAUUACUGGCUAUCUUAGCAGACUCAGUCUGCCAGGAGGCUGUUCAGAGACUCUAUCCCCAACUGCUGCUGGGUCUGCUCUGUGGUAUAUACUGGACAGCCGGAAAGAAUUCUCCCGAGCAGAGGGUGGUGUGUAGCAAAAUGGAAGACAGCAAGUCCUUCGAUCCCUUGAGUUGUGCCCUCCAAGCCCUAAGGGCUCUGACAGUGGCUGCGAAUUAUACUACAGUGGUGACAUAUGCAGAUGAGGAGCACUGCUGGGAAAUCCUCAGUUCCCCAGAGUCCUUUCACCUAGGGGUCAUGACACUAAGCAGGGCCAUCGUGAGCAACUGCCCACAACAAGUAAUCAGUGAAAUUCUGGAUUUAGUCAUGAACAUGUUGGAGAGCCAAGAUCCUGGUCAGAAGCUCCUGGCACGAAGUGUCUAUGCAGAGCUCCUUUGCCACAGAGCAGUGGCAGAGGCUCUGGGGCAAGAAUCUUUAAAUACUUUCAUGAAAUACAUCAUUGAGCCUAAUGUCAUACUGAAGGAGAUCGGCGUAAUAGGUUUAAGAAAUCUCGCCCUACACCCCAAAACAGAGACGAAAGAGGUGAGACUCUCAGCCACCUCCGUCCUAGGCGACAUGCUGCAAAAGAUAAAUCAACAUAAACCGGGGUCCUCUUUAAAAAGAGAGAUUCACACCUUCCUAGUUCCACUGCUGCUUAACCUUCAAGAAGAUGACAUCGAUAUGGUCAAGGUGUGUGCAGAGACCCUUGAAAAGUGGAGUGAGAUCAUAAAAUGGAAAUCACUCACCUCUACGUUUAAACAUGGUAGUCUAAGCAACCACAUUCAAGUUAUUGAAGACACCAUCAAGCACCUGGUACACAAAAGAAAAAUGGAGGUGUUGGGAACACUGCUCUUUGAAGCUUUUGAAUUCCUCAAGAGCCCUCAGCCCUUUCUGAGGAUCAGUGCACUGCAAUUGAUAGGAAUCGUAUUAAAGAAUCUGCCUACAAUUCACCUGGAAGAUUCAGAAGUUAUAAAAACUGCUCUCGAAACAGCAAAUGAGUCUGUGCCAGCCAUCCAGGAGUUGACUGCUGCCACUUUGGCAAACCUUAAUCUUAUUCCUGCUCCGAAGAUGGGAAAAAGUUGUCUCAGAAGAUGUUGCAACCUGCUUGUGCCAUCCAGUACAAGCCGCCUUUUCAGCUCUAUAGAUGAGCACGAAAGUGGGAAGAAUAGUAAAAGCAAAAUAAGCCCUAUCCGUGCCUGGUGGCAGAAGCACCGAGGAACCGUAAAAGAUUCCUCGCAAGUCUAGAAGAUGGAAGAGACUAACACUGUUGAUAAAGUUUCUUCCUGCCAGGAGCUUCUCACAGUUUUCCUGAGGUCGUUGCUUCUGCAUUAGGCCUGUGUCCUGCCAGCUGGAUCAUGUCAACCUGGGCUGAUAAGCAACAGCAUGGUGCUGACCCAGAAGGAGGAGAAAUGAAGAAGGAAACAACAGAAGUAGAGAAGCUUAAAUGAAAGAGGAAGUGGAAGAAUCAGCAGCCAUCCAGAGGCUGGAGCCAAAAGGGGAUAACAAGUGAGAAUCGGGAGAUGUGCUGGUGAUCAGUGCCUGCCUGCAGGGUCUCCAGGGCACUGGUCCAACCCUGCUAACCCCCCAGGGGAGCACCCUCAAUGGACCAGCACCCCGUAGAGUCAGCCUGGUGCUCAGGAGGAACGGUAAGGACCCAGCCCCAGUCCAGAGCCCAGUUCCCACCAGAGAAGUGCUGGGGUCAAUGCCUA